AAAGUUCGGUAAAGUUGGAAAGAUGUUCACAGGCGGAUUCUUCCCUCCCUAUCCAUUCAGUCACUUCCUGUGAAGACUCGGUUGCUAUUUCCCUUUCAGUGAUUUUUAUACUUGGCUAUACGCAUUAUUUCUAAUUGCCACCACAUGUCAGUCAAUGGUUUCACUUCCUACAAGACUCACUGAAGACAGACGUGUCUGGAUUCUUAUCUUAGUCCCCGGGCUGGGAGUUUCAGCACCUAUAUGACGGGUCUUGACAUUUAAUCCACUAUACAACUUUUUUUAAAUACAAGAUUUAACUAUACAAGAUUUUUUCAUUAGUCCUGUUCACCCGCAGAGCGUAACAUGAGGACAUUUUCAGGAGCAUUAAUUGUUUUAAUCCUCUCAGUCGUCUCAGGUGAUGAUGAGGUGGCUAUCGAAGGCAUCUUAGGAGACAGCGUCCUUCUGCCAUGCACCUGCAAAGAUAGAAAUUUGAUGGUGGAGUUUAACUGGCAAAUGGAUGAACCACACCCCACUCAUGUGUUAUCACACCAAGAUAACACCACCGACUUCAAUGACCGAUACAAGAGCAGAGCCAAAAUAUUUGUAGCUGAUAACAGCAGUAACUGCUCUCUUCUCCUGACCAACAUCAUUGCAAAUGACCAGGGAAAAUACAGAUGUACUUUUCAAAGAAAAAAAUUGCACACUCGAUUUUUUAUAAAGCUCAACAUUUCUGAGCGUGUGGCGUGCACCAGGAACACCAGCGCUGCCGGCUGCGAACAGAAUGGUUGUUUUAAUGAGCUCACCGGGACCCAACCAGAAUAUUUAGUCAUUCCCAUUCUGUUGGUGCUUGGACUUGUGCUAGUUUUGUGGCUUCGCUGGAAAUUCCCAUGGAAUACUGAGGAAUCGAGAUGUGGAAAGUUUUUAUGCUAGACACACAGGAUGGACUCCAAUGUGAAAACACUUCUGCUAAACAGUGGCCAGUCAAUGUUUCAUCAGAGACUGUUUACAGGCAGUUUACAUCCUGUGUUGAUGCCACCCAUGGAUAGUUGUGUGUCUGACAAGGACAUUAGUGCUGUAAUGUUGGGGUGGGCCGAUAUUUUCUCUCCCCCCAGUUCGGCAACUGUCAAAAGACCGUGCCUUCUGUGAAGAAUGUGCAUUUAACUACUAUUGGUUUCACCCCAGUUAUGAACAAAACACACAAACAUAUAAACAUCAUUAACCAACAAAAAUAAAUCGCAAAAUGUGUGCGCUCUCAUAGAUUCUGUAACCAUAUCACAAUCACUCUGUAAACCCUAAAAGAAUAACCCCCAUUUUCUGUUUUUUUAAGUUUUAAAUGUCUUUCAUCAUGACAGAGAUACUGUAUAAAACUGAGCCAUUUAUGUUGGAUAGGCAUAUAUACUUAAAGUGCCAUUGUUUAGGAGAUGUAACAAAUGUUUUUUUUCUUUUGUUUUUGUUUUUUUUUUUUACCAUUUUCAACUGUGUUAUUCAUGAUACUUAAUGUAUAGGUUCUUUGCCCGAUUUGUAUCACUUGUGUAUAUAAGCAGGUCAAGGUCGUUUUAGCCAAGGUUUGGAGGGACCUCCCCGGGCAUAUUUGUGAUAUUCAAGAGGGAUGACACCAAAAAGUAACUUCUGAGAGGAAUCUCUACUGGGACUGCCAAACAGCCAGAGACUAUUUUAUAUUUUCCAGUCUGAAAAGACGUUGUUGAACUGUGAGCACUGGGAAACAAACCGGAGAGAAAUCUGAAGCAAGCUGGAAGAGAGGGAAUUGCAAUAAUAUGUGAAAGUGUGAAUAAUAUGUAAAUGUGACAGUGUGAAUAUGUAAACUUUUAACCUUUAACCUUCAUAUUUAGUCUUUUUGUACCAUUGCUUGUUGUUUUGUGUGGUUAAUUCCUUAUGCCAUUUGGUCAUCAUUAUUGUUUGGGUGUUUUUGUCUGUAACUUGUUUUGGCAUGUACAAAGCAAAGCAAAGCAAAGAAGGCACUAUGA
Messenger RNA from Toxotes jaculatrix (banded archerfish), 1964 nucleotides. RefSeq lists its product as uncharacterized. Gene Ontology annotation, biological process: cell surface receptor signaling pathway; positive regulation of T cell proliferation; immune response. Lineage: Eukaryota; Metazoa; Chordata; Actinopteri; Toxotidae. The record is from RefSeq and is a predicted model, not a curated record. Gene Ontology annotation, cellular component: external side of plasma membrane. The transcript has 5 exons. Bases 343 to 909 code for a protein of 188 amino acids.